AACUCCAAGAACUUAAAAAACGUCAGUUAGGUGCCACACUGAUUCUGCAUUCACGUUAUAUAUACAGUUAAAUUAUGAUUAAAUUAUUAUGGUUGUGCAUGUUAGUUGUUUUCUCUAAUGGUAAUCAGCUCGACAAAUUAAUCAGUUUUGUCAAGGGGGGAGCAAACCCUGCUGGCAGCUCUACAAUACCCCAAUCUCCCUCUAGCUUUGCACCCAGAGCAAACCAAGCUGAGAUAAAUACUGCUCCAAGAGCACAAUUCCAGAUCGUUGCUCCUAUUCCAUUCUCUGAGGUGGCAGAUCCGAAUAGAAGAGUUGUUGAUAUUGAUGUCCCUCAACCAAAAAAUACAGGAGCUUCUAAUCUCUCCAAUGCUCCAAGAUUUCAACCCGCUGCUCCAAGAUUUAAUCCUGCUCCUGGUCCUCAGCAACAACCCAGGCGAAUAGUAGCUCUCCCUGCCGGAGCUACUCAAGUUGGCGGAACUCCUUAUGUAGGGCAGGAGAAAGAGAGUUCCAUCAGUUCAGAACAGUAUACGGAGCAGUAUGUGGAUCAGUAUACGGAGCAGGUUCAAACAACUACUAAACCCCGGCAGAGGGUUCUCCAGGUUGGAGAGAGGAAUCAGAAUACUCUGGGUUCCAAUAACCAACAGUAUCAGGGUACAAGACAACCUCAGGUCUCAAGAGGGGUGUUUAGUUUACCCGGAGCAGACCAACACAGGCAAUAUACUGAGGAGUUGAAGCUUGCUCAAGAUGCAUUAUUAGCUCUUGGUUGAGACGGAGAAGGAAAUUCCAGACUAGAC
Molecule: messenger RNA, 794 nt
Organism: Eurytemora carolleeae
Lineage: Eukaryota; Metazoa; Arthropoda; Copepoda; Calanoida; Temoridae
Product: zyxin
Exons: 4
Coding region: 75-767 (230 amino acids)
Source: RefSeq, a predicted model, not a curated record